This is a messenger RNA of Rhinichthys klamathensis goyatoka, 1092 nucleotides long. It is a transcript of the gene sdcbp, whose product is annotated as syndecan binding protein (syntenin). The coding region runs from base 87 to 1031 and encodes 314 amino acids. Gene Ontology annotation, cellular component: cytoplasm; plasma membrane. The transcript has 9 exons. The record is from RefSeq and is a predicted model, not a curated record. Gene Ontology annotation, molecular function: protein binding. Lineage: Eukaryota; Metazoa; Chordata; Actinopteri; Cypriniformes; Leuciscidae.
GACAUUCACUGGACUCGCGAGCGUAUGAUUCUUCUGCAGUGUCAAGCAUUUCUUUAGGAAAUUGAUCUGGAAACGGGAUAAUAACCAUGUCACUGUAUCCAUCUCUAGAAGACAUGAAGGUGGAUAAAUUCCUGCAGGCACAGAACAGCCCGUAUGCGAGCCCAUCAAAAGCUUUGGCUCUUCCUGAACCUUCCCAAACCCAGAAUGAGCCGAAAGCUGAAGAGAUCGGAGCUUCUGGAAGUUUAUACCCGGAUCUGAAUGAGUUUAUGGGUCUAAAUCUCAAUGCAGACGCUUUACAAACUCUUUCCUCUUCAGUCACUGACCAGAGCAGUGCGGCUCUCAGUGUCUGCACAUCUGGAUCGAGCUGGACGGCAGCUCCUGUAACAGGAAGUGACACGGCGAUCUGGAGGGCGGCUCCUGUAACAGGAAGUGACCUGGGCGUGAAGAGGGCGGAGAUUCGGCAGGGCGUUCGGGAGCUUGUUCUGUGCAAAGACAUGGAUGGGAAGAUCGGCCUCCGCCUCAAAGCCAUAGAUAAUGGUGUGUUUGUGCAGUUGGUGCAGGCGAACACUGCGGCAGCGUUGGCAGGGCUUCGCUUCGGUGAUCAGAUUCUGCAGAUCAAUGGCAAAUCCUGCGCUGGCUGGAGCAGCGAUAAUGCACAUAAAGUGCUGAAGAACGCCAACCCUGAGAGGAUCAGUCUGGCUGUGCGGGACAGGCCGCUGGAGCGGAGCGUUACCCUCCACAAGGACCUGAACGGCCAGCUGGGCUUCAUCUUUAAGAAGGGUCGCAUCAGCUCCAUCGUCCAGGACAGUUCUGCGGCUCGCAACGGCCUGAUGACGGACCACCAGAUCUGCGAGAUCAACGGCCAGAACAUCAUCGGACUCAAGGACUCCCAAAUCAUGGACAUCCUUAAUUCCAGCGGAGGCGUUGUCACGGUAACCGUGAUGCCGGUGGUGAUCUUCGAACACAUGAUGAAACGGAUGUCCAGCAAUAUUGUAAAGUCACUAAUGGAUCAUUCUAUCCCUGAGGUGUGAGACGCUUCGGAUCGAACCGGACUCGCAUUCGCCCAAUCGUGUGGUUUUAUAGUUAUUGACA